AUGCACCGCCGUGAUAACCUGAUAAAGAAACCGUUUUGCCGUGACGAGACUUUCGGUGCCGUUUCCCUUCGGUGCUUCUCAUCAUUACGGGAGGAAGUUGCGGCAGUCCGCUGGGCGAAUCUACGACUGCACGGUUGGGCAUUUCCUGUACUGUCACAAGAGAAUGUGGAAUACGGCUCAACUAAUUUCGGUGACCGCCGUGUGAAUGAGAGAAAACGUGGAUGGGCAGUUAUGAAACGGCGUUAUACUAUGAGGAAAUCUCCGGAAAUAAUAGGAAAGGUAAUACGUUCCGAUUAUUAG
Messenger RNA from Opisthorchis viverrini, 300 nucleotides. RefSeq lists its product as hypothetical. The transcript has a single exon. The record is from RefSeq and is a predicted model, not a curated record. NCBI's taxonomy places the organism in Eukaryota, Metazoa, Platyhelminthes, Trematoda, Opisthorchiida, Opisthorchiidae. Bases 1 to 300 code for a protein of 99 amino acids.